Messenger RNA from Bipolaris zeicola 26-R-13, 675 nucleotides. RefSeq lists its product as uncharacterized. Gene Ontology annotation, cellular component: box H/ACA snoRNP complex. Gene Ontology annotation, biological process: ribosome biogenesis; rRNA pseudouridine synthesis; snRNA pseudouridine synthesis. Lineage: Eukaryota; Fungi; Ascomycota; Dothideomycetes; Pleosporales; Pleosporaceae. Gene Ontology annotation, molecular function: box H/ACA snoRNA binding. The transcript has 2 exons. The coding region runs from base 1 to 675 and encodes 224 amino acids. The record is from RefSeq and is a predicted model, not a curated record.
AUGUCGAAAGAUAUCGAGGAGAAGAAGCUGAAGAAGGACAAGAAGGACAAGAAGGAAAAGCGCGCCGAGAAGGAUGGCGUAACCAAGAGCAAGAAGGACAAGAAGGAGAAGAAGAUCAAGGGCGAUGUCGAAAUGACCGACGCGCUAGAGGCAGAACUCGAGAAGGAACCUGAGGUCUCCAUGGUCAAUGUCGUAGACGGCGCAUCCGGCGACGACGAGCCUCGCGGCGCCCUCGUUCCCUUUGCAUUCCCACUCGCCGACAACGACAAGGAAGUCAAGAAGAUUCUCAAGACCGUCAAGAAGUCCGCCAAGUCCAAGACGCUCCGCCGCGGUGUCAAAGAAGUCGUCAAGGCGCUGCGCAAAUCCGCCGCCGCAGGCGCUGCUUCUACGCUUAGCGACCCCACCGCCAUUGUCGUCAUCGCCGCCGACAUCUCGCCCAUGGACGUCAUUGCGCACAUCCCUGUCCUCUGCGAAGACCACAACGUGCCCUACAUCUACAUCAAGAGCCGCGCACAGCUCGGCGAGGCUAGCGCUACAAAGCGACCUACCAGCGUUGUCAUGAUUGGCAAGGAUAAGCUUGGCAAGAAGGCAGGAGAGGGUGAUGAUGAGUUUGCUGAGGCGUAUGCUGAGCUUGUUAAGGUUGUGGCGAAGGCUAGCAAGACCGUGAGGAAGUAA